Tarenaya hassleriana is the source of this 1472-nucleotide messenger RNA. RefSeq names its product L-tryptophan--pyruvate aminotransferase 1-like. The coding region runs from base 66 to 1250 and encodes 394 amino acids. NCBI's taxonomy places the organism in Eukaryota, Viridiplantae, Streptophyta, Magnoliopsida, Brassicales, Cleomaceae. Gene Ontology annotation, biological process: amino acid metabolic process. The record is from RefSeq and is a predicted model, not a curated record. The transcript has 4 exons. Gene Ontology annotation, molecular function: carbon-sulfur lyase activity; transaminase activity.
AUAUACACAUAAGUUGUGAAAUACGCCGUAGCAAAUUAAUAAACAAGAAGACGAAGAAGGAGAAUAUGGUAGGGUUUGAGUACGCGAAGAAAUCCGACAACGCUUCUAACAAGAACAACCUCUUGUCCGACGCCGUCAUCAAUCUCGAUCACGGAGAUCCGACGGCGUUCGAGGAGUAUUGGAGGAAGAUGGGGGACAGGUGUACGGUGGUGAUUAAGGGUUGGGAACUGAUGAGUUACUUCAGCGACGUGAACAAGGUGUGUUGGUUCAUGGAACCGGAGCUGGAAAACGCGAUCAGAGGUUUGCACGCAGCGGUUGGAAACGCAGCGACUGAGGAACGCUACAUAGUGGUGGGGACAGGCUCAACGCAACUUUGCCAGGCCGCCGUCCACUCACUAUCUUCCCUUCGUCCUUGUGGGACUCACCCUGUCAGCGUCGUCGCUGCCGCUCCUUAUUAUUCCACGUACGUGGAAGAGACGACGUACGUGAGAUCGGAGAUGUACAGAUGGGGAGGGGAUGCGAGGAGGUACGAGAAAGAAGAAGGGCCGUACAUAGAGCUGGUGACGUCACCGAACAACCCGGACGGGACCAUGAGGGAAGAAGUGGUGAAGAGGCCACAGGGCAAAGUGAUAUACGACUUGGCGUAUUACUGGCCUCACUUCACUCCCAUCACUCACCGCCCCCACCAUGACAUCAUGCUCUUCACCUUCUCCAAGCUCUCCGGCCAUGCCGGCUCCCGCAUCGGGUGGGCGCUGGUGAAGGAUAAGGAAGUGGCGAAGAAGAUGGUGGAGUACAUAAUGGUGAACUCGAUCGGUGUCUCAAAGGAGUCGCAGAUGAGGGCGGCUAAGGUCCUCAACGUCAUGACCGAGACAUGCCGGUCCCAUUCCGACAGCUUCUUCCUGUACGGACGCGACAAGAUGAAGAACCGCUGGGAUAAGCUACGGGAAGUGGUCGAGCAACAGAGCGACGAUAUCUUCACUCUCCCGAAGUACCCAGAAGCCUUUUGCAACUUCUUCGGCAAACCCAUCGGAUCAUACCCUGCGUUUGCUUGGCUUGCCAUUGGUUGCCAUGAGGAGAGUGAUCUUGGGAGCCUCUUGAUGAAGCAGAAGGUUCUGACCCGUUCAGGCAACAGAUGUGGUUCCGACAAGAAUCACGUCCGAGCAAGCAUGCUCUGCCGCGAUGAUGUCUUCUCCCUCUUCCUCCACCGGCUUGCCUCCAUCACCAUCCCCGCCACCGACUCGCUCCAUUAGAUAUAUAUAGCUUUUUUAUAUUAUAGGCGAUCACUAUUAAGUACUAAUGUUCAUUUGUCCAGGCCAUCUGGGUUGGAAAUAGUCUUAUUACAUUUUGGGCUUAGUCCAUAUAACCGCGGUUAAGAUCAUUCAUAUGGGCCUGGCCCAAUAGUCAGCUCUAUUUUAUUCCUUGAGCCUGCAAAGUGGGCCACAACCUCUACGGGGGAGAACUCGAUCACAAGC